CCCUGCAAUGCCUUCAAAGCCAAGGAUCAUAACGAAAUUCCGAGUGAGUGCAGCAGCAGUCACGUACAGCCAAGCAGCCAGGUACCAGCUGCCUGAGGGUUGGGUAGAUGGGUAAGCUGUGCUGCAGCAACGAGGCGGAGGAGGAGGCCGGGUUCAACCUCCUGGGGCUGCUGGUCGCCGCCAUCAUCGCGCUGGUGUUCAUGCUCCUCUGCGCGCCGCCCAGGAGGCGCUGCGUCGCCGUCUACCCGUGCUGCUGACCCCUCAGUCAGCGCUCGCGCCUCCUCGCUGUGCCGCUGCCGCUGCCUGGCCCUCCUCGUGCGGGACAGGAGCUUCUGGAUCCAACCAACAGGUUUCGGAUCAGCUUCAGCAUGUGUGCAGGGGAGCUUCAAGUUCUUGGGGGGAGGGGAGCAGAGCAGGACAGGCAUUGGUUCCUCACAUCAUCUUUCGAUCCACCAAUAAUUUCUACUCAACUGUAAUAUCCAUCCUGCUCCAACUCAUGUAAUCCUUUUGUUCUGGCGAACCAGGGCGUUCCUUCGUCUAUAGCCUGAAUUCGUUUCCUUUGAUAGCCUGAAAAAAAGGUGUUUGGCUGCAUUGCCUGCUACUAUC
Molecule: messenger RNA, 606 nt
Organism: Zea mays
Lineage: Eukaryota; Viridiplantae; Streptophyta; Magnoliopsida; Poales; Poaceae
Exons: 1
Coding region: 108-257 (49 amino acids)
Source: RefSeq, a predicted model, not a curated record